CUAGGUUGACAUGUGACCACGCGUUCACCUUCACCAGUCAGUCCCUCCCGCACCCAACCACCACACCACCACACACGGGGACAUGGCUUUGGCCGCCGCUCUCGUUCGCGCCGCCGCCCCUAUGCUCCUCCGCGGCCGCGAGGCACCAUGCUCUGCGCCGGCCCUGCAUCCCCGCCGCCUUCUAUCAUGCUCCACCACCUCCGACGCGCCCCCUCCCCCCGCACGGCCGCUGGCGUCGAAGCUGGCCGAGCCUGAGUCCCAGCUGCCCUGGAGGGAAGCGCAGGCGGAAAUCCUCCGCGACAUCGAACCCGUCGUGCAGCUCAUCAAGGAUAUCCUCCACUCCGACAGAUAUGGAGAUGGUGAAUGUGUUACUUCAAAGGACGAAAUUAUUAUUGUAGAAAAGCUUCUUGCUUACCAUCCACGUGCAGAAGAUAAGAUUGGUUGUGGGCUUGAUGCUAUAAUGGUUGAUAGACACCCACAGUUCAGGAAGUCAAGAUGCCUCUUUGUUGUUCGCACGGAUGGCGUAUGGAUUGAUUUCUCAUACCAGAAGUGCAUCCGUGAGUACAUCCGAAAAAAGUAUCCAUCGCAUGGAGAGAGAUUUAUACAAGAACAUUUCAAGCGAACCUGAAGGAAUAAUCUCUAGAGGAUGUGUGCAUGGAAAAAAAAACUGUUACCACACUUACAAGGUUUAAUGCAAGAAGACAAAAGAUUUCAGAGGCAUAUGCCAAACGUAUUCUCGGAACUGAAUUAUAAACGGCAUAAUUCCCGGUAUUGGUUCAGAACUAACAGUGAUGGUGAAACAUGCCAAGAAAAGGAGGCCACUGCAUAGACAAGUUCGUUGCAUUGUUCAUGCUUUUUUUUUCUGGUAGACUCGCUGAGUUACACAGCUCUGCUGCACGAAGAACUUCAAAUAUCAAUCUAGAGCAUAUCAGCCAAUAAAAGGAGACCAAAUUGGAGACCGCAAUGGCGGCCAGAUGCAGAACUUCAAAUAUCAAUCUAGAGCAUAUCAGCCUCGUCAUCUGAAUGAAACCCUUCUGUAUGCUGAAGUACGAUCUGGAACUUAUGAUGACAGUCUUCACUCUACUUCAAAAGUCCAUAUGUUAUUGACUGAAA
Lolium perenne is the source of this 1113-nucleotide messenger RNA. Its product is annotated as protein DCL homolog, chloroplastic. Gene Ontology annotation, cellular component: chloroplast. The record is from RefSeq and is a predicted model, not a curated record. Lineage: Eukaryota; Viridiplantae; Streptophyta; Magnoliopsida; Poales; Poaceae. Gene Ontology annotation, biological process: chloroplast rRNA processing; chloroplast organization.